AUGGAUACCACGGGCGGAGUGUGCGCGCGCUGGCGCAGACCGGUGUGGCCACUUCUGAUCCUUCUGGCCACGAUCCCGCGCGCGUCGCACUGCUCGGACAGUCCGGCAGCAGCUGUUGGCAAAAUGUAUGCACGCGGCAACCACUGGGCAGUAGGUCACUUGAUGGGAAAGAAGAGCAUCGACAGGGGCAGGGACUACCUCCCCCCCUCAGAGACAGACCAGGACAGGGACUACCUCCCCCCCUCAGAGCCAGACCAGGACAGGGACUACCUCCCCCCCUCAGAGCCAGACCAAGCCAGACCAGCACAGGGACUACCUCCCUCAGAGCCAGACCAGGACAGGGACUACCUCCCCCCCUCAGAGCCAGACCAGCACAGGGACUACCUCCCCCCCUCAGAGCCAGCCGGGGUCACACAGAGACUGAUGGAGGCUCUGCUCCAACAGAAGACCCAGAGACGGAGGAGGGUGCAGCCAUAGGCUGCAGACGCCAGGCGGCUGCGGCUGCGGAGCGGCUGGAGGGAAGAGGACAGAGACAAAUCUCUCAGAGAGAUGUCAGACCUGCUUCUUCUGGCGUCGGACCUGCGAGACAAUCACUCCACCUGAAUGCAAGCCGAAUUAUAAGAAGAGUCUGCAUCACCUCCACAUAUUCACAUUGUCUGUUUGUUUCUGCUGUAAAGAGUAUGCCGGGAAACGCAGUGGAAGAUUUUUUUUGUAUCAGUAAUUUAAAGUUUAUUACAGACCUGACAAAGUUAUGUUUCAUGGACUGAGAAGGUGGA
Molecule: messenger RNA, 776 nt
Organism: Pseudoliparis swirei
Lineage: Eukaryota; Metazoa; Chordata; Actinopteri; Perciformes; Liparidae
Gene: grp
Product: gastrin-releasing peptide
Exons: 4
Biological process (GO): neuropeptide signaling pathway
Molecular function (GO): neuropeptide hormone activity
Source: RefSeq, a predicted model, not a curated record